Messenger RNA from Cucumis sativus (cucumber), 1333 nucleotides. Its product is annotated as 14-3-3-like protein. NCBI's taxonomy places the organism in Eukaryota, Viridiplantae, Streptophyta, Magnoliopsida, Cucurbitales, Cucurbitaceae. The transcript is spliced from 5 exons. Gene Ontology annotation, cellular component: cytoplasm. The record is from RefSeq and is a predicted model, not a curated record. Gene Ontology annotation, biological process: signal transduction. The coding region runs from base 164 to 955 and encodes 263 amino acids.
CUCGGCUCGAUUUUCUCGAGGUAAAAAACCUUACUUUUUCAUCUUCCACUUCUUUCUUUCUUCUUUCUUUUUCAUUUUGUAUUAGGGUUUCGAUUUGGACUGGGUUUCCUUAUUCUUACGAUUGUUUUUGUUCAUAGAGAAUUAUUAGUUUAUUACAUUGAAGAUGUCGCCUGCUGAUUCUUCACGGGAGGAAAAUGUUUACAUGGCCAAGUUGGCAGAACAGGCCGAACGAUAUGAGGAAAUGGUAGAGUUCAUGGAGAAAGUUGCCAAGACUGUGGAUGUCGAGGAGCUGACCGUUGAGGAGAGGAAUCUCCUCUCCGUUGCUUACAAGAAUGUCAUUGGGGCUCGGAGGGCUUCAUGGAGGAUUAUUUCUUCCAUUGAGCAGAAGGAAGAGAGUCGGGGAAAUGAGGACCACGUUUCAAUUAUCAAGGAUUACCGUGGCAAAAUUGAGACUGAACUGAGCAAGAUCUGUGAUGGAAUUUUGAGCCUCCUUGAGUCUCAUCUCAUCCCAUCAGCCUCAUCUGCUGAGUCAAAGGUGUUUUAUCUCAAAAUGAAAGGUGAUUACCACAGGUACCUGGCUGAGUUUAAGACUGGAGCUGAAAGGAAAGAGGCAGCUGAGAGCACAUUGUUAGCCUACAAGUCUGCUCAGGAUAUUGCUCUCGCGGAAUUAGCCCCUACUCAUCCAAUUAGGCUAGGUCUUGCUCUUAACUUCUCAGUGUUUUAUUAUGAGAUCCUUAAUUCGCCAGACCGAGCUUGCAAUUUGGCAAAGCAGGCUUUUGACGAAGCAAUUUCUGAGCUUGACACAUUGGGUGAAGAAUCAUACAAGGAUAGCACCUUGAUCAUGCAACUCCUCCGAGACAACUUGACUCUUUGGACUUCUGAUAUUGGGGAUGAAGCUGGCGAUGAGAUUAAGGAAGCAUCAAAACGUGAAUCAGGGGAGGGACAUGGACAGUAGUUUGCGUUGUUGUUGAGUUGAUACUUGAUAGGAAUUGUACUGUGUACUUUUUUUUCUCUUUUUUUCUCCCUUUUACCUUCUUUUCUUUUUUUUAUUUUUCUUCAAAAGAAAUGUGGCGACCCUGUUUUAGUGUUGUUAGUGCUACUUGGGUUUGGUAGUUCUGAAUGAAAUGUCUUUGAUUGGCUUUGGCUUCUGACUCUUUUACCUCACUUGAAUGGGAUACCGUUCUAGAGCAGUCACUAAAGAUCCAGAAGCAUUGUUAGGGCCUUUGAAUACUCAACAAGAGUAUAAUGUGUUUUUAUUAUUUAUGAGAAGAAUCUGUUGUUUGUUCGAAUGCUAUGAGAGAUUUUUUUUUUAUAUAUUUUUGUUUUGAACUUA